AUGGUUCCUUUUCGUACAUAUUUCUGGCUUGAUGAUAAACGAUGGUUUGUAACUUGUGCUUAUGUUCCGAAAGCGUGUGCCAUCUGGCUUCAUACAGCAUCAAUUAGAGAUAGUGGGAUCGAAAGAUUGAUGAGAUGUGAGGUAUCAUGGAUAGACAAACAAUGCCGUCUGACUCAACGAUCAAUUGAUGAAAUGGUUGAUAAUACUGAUGACAUGACACUUACCACAAUCAAUCUCUACCACAAUCGAAUUGGAGACAGAGGAGUACAAUAUUUCGCUGAUGCUCUUCGAUACAAUACGAUACUCACAACAUUCGGUCUCUACCACAAUCAAAUCGGAGACAGAGGGGCACAACAUCUAAUUGAUGUUCUACGACAAAAUACAACACUCAACACGCUUAGUCUUCACCACAAUCAUAUCGGAGACAAAGGAGCACAAUAUUUUGCUGAUGUCUUACUGCACAAUAAGACACUUAGUAUACUCAAUCUCAAUGAUAAUCAAAUCGGAGAUAAAGGAAUACAACAUCUGGCUGACAGCUUAAGACAGAACACAACACUCACCUCACUGAAUCUCGAUAAGAAUCUUAUCGGACCACAAGGAGCAAAAUAUCUGGCUAAUUCUUUACAACAAAAUAAAACACUCAUCACACUCAGUCUCUGUCACAAUCAUAUUGGUGAUAGUGGAGUACAAUAUUUUACUGAUGCUCUACGACACAAUAAGACACUCGUUAUUAUUAAUCUCGAUAAAAAUCUCAUCGGAGACCAAGGAGCUAAACGUCUUGCUGAUGCUUUACGGCACAAUACGACAUUGAUUACACUAAGCCUCAAUGAGAAUCAAAUCGAAGACGAAGGGGCAAAACGUCUCGCUGAUGCUCUACGACACAAUACGACACUUACUAUACUAAAUCUCAAGGAUAAUCAAAUUGGACAUCAAGGAGCAAAACGUCUUGCUGAAGCUCUACGAGCUAAUACGACACUCAAAGAGAUUCAGCUCUGGAACAACACUAUCUUGUCAUCAAUGUUGGACCAACUGAAAAAACUUGACAAUCGUCUUAAAUUUUAA
Molecule: messenger RNA, 1062 nt
Organism: Rotaria sordida
Lineage: Eukaryota; Metazoa; Rotifera; Eurotatoria; Philodinida; Philodinidae
Source: the annotation of a GenBank genome assembly